AUGGCAACCACCACAAAGCCCAUCCUUCCGGUGGAAGGCAAGCGAAACGUCUUGGUCACCAGCGCUCUCCCCUACUCCAACAACCUGCCACAUCUGGGCAACGUCAUCGGCAGUGUUCUGUCGGCCGAUCUUUAUGCACGUUACUGCAGAGCCAGAGGAUACCAGACUCUAUAUGUCUGCGGCACUGAUCAAUACGGCACUGCCACUGAGACAAAGGCCCUAGAGGAAGGCACUGAUCCUGCCACUCUCUGCGCCAAGUAUCAUGCUCUUCACAAGUCCAUCUACGACUGGUUUCGCAUCGACUUUGACAUCUUUGACAAGACACCAACCGAACAUCAGACCGACAUCGUACAAGACAUUUUUGCGAAGCUCUGGAAGAAUGGAUACAUCUACGAAGAUGAGACCAUUCAGCCGUUUUGCCCCGUCGAGACUCACAAUACCUUCCUUGCUGACCGUUUCGUCGAGGGCGAGUGCUCCAUCUGUGGUGACAAAGGCGCCCGCGGUGACCAGUGCGAUGCCUGCGGCUCCAUUCUUGAUCCUCUCAAGCCCGAAGAGAAGGAAGUUCCCGAGGGAGAGGCCAUUGAUGAAGUUAAAGCUACUGGCUGGCUGGUUAACCCUCGCUGCAAGGUCGACGGCGCAACCCCCGAGGCCCGCAAGACGAAGCACCUGUACCUGAAGCUCGAUGAUAUCGCCGAGCAGUUAAAAUCCUGGUACAAAACCACCGCAGAUAACGGCUGGAGCGGCAACGCCAAAUCCAUCACCCAAGCUUGGAUUGACAAGGGUCUCAAGCCUCGCGCCAUCUCGCGUGAUCUUAAAUGGGGUGUCCCGAUCCCUAGCGUUGAGGGCUUGAACGUCGAGGAUUAUGCUCGCAAGGUUUUUUACGUCUGGUUUGACGCCUGCAUUGGCUAUAUCUCCAUCACAAAGACAUAUACCGAUGGUAACAAUCGUGACGGCAAGAACUGGGAGAAGUGGUGGAAGAACCCUGAGAAUGUCCAGCUUAUGCAGUUCCAGGGUAAGGACAAUGUUGGUUUCCACAGCAUUGUUUUCCCCUCCUCGUUACUUGGUACCAAGGAGAAAUGGACCAAGGUGCACAGGAUCUCUGCCACCGAGUAUCUCAACUAUGAGAAUGGAAAGUUCUCCAAGUCUCGCGGUAUCGGUGUCUUUGGCAACAACGCCAAGGAUACCGGUAUCGACCCGGAUAUCUGGCGUUGGUAUCUGCUUUCUCGUCGUCCCGAACUAGCUGAUUCCGAGUUCAAAUGGGAGGAAUUUAUCGAUGGCAACAACAACGAACUACUCAAGAAUGUUGGCAAUUUUAUUCAACGCACUCUGAAGUUCUGUGUUGCCAAGAUGGAUAGCACCGUUCCCGCUGCUUCAUUCAGCAAUGAACUCAUUGACUCGCACAAGUCGGCAACUAAUCAGAUACUUGCCUCCUAUAUUGGCCACCAGGAGGCCAACAAGAUGCGCAGCGGCAUCUCCGACAUUCUCUCCCUUUCUGGUCUCGGCAACAAGUUCCUCCAGGACAAUGGCCUAAACAACAAGCUUCUAGUGGAGGAACCCGAGCGCUGCAACGCGGUCAUAAAUGUUGCCAUUAACCACGUGCACCUCUUGGCUGGCCUUCUGUACCCCUACAUGCCCACUACGGCGGAGUCCAUCUUCAAACAGCUUGGCCAGAAGCCUGAUCCGUUUAUUCCUGAUGUCUUUGAUUUCGUCGCCGUUCCAGUUGGUCACAAGAUUGGCACUCCUGAGCCUCUGUUCUCCAUCAUCCCUGCUGCCAAGCUUGAUGAGUGGCGUGAUGCCUACGGUGGUGAAGAGCUGAAGAGGCAGAAGGCUAUCGACGCUGAGAAGGCUGCAGCAAAGAAGGCCAAGAAGCUUGCUGAUAAGGAAAGAAAGGCAGCUAAGAAGGCUGGGGCCGCCGACACGAAGGCGAAUGAAACAACCGCUUCUGCUGAUGUUUCCAAGCUGACUUUAGAGGAAAAGAAAUAG
This is a messenger RNA of Beauveria bassiana ARSEF 2860, 1983 nucleotides long. Its product is annotated as methionyl-tRNA synthetase. The record is from RefSeq and is a predicted model, not a curated record. Gene Ontology annotation, biological process: methionyl-tRNA aminoacylation. Lineage: Eukaryota; Fungi; Ascomycota; Sordariomycetes; Hypocreales; Cordycipitaceae. Gene Ontology annotation, molecular function: ATP binding; methionine-tRNA ligase activity. The transcript has 2 exons. Gene Ontology annotation, cellular component: cytosol; aminoacyl-tRNA synthetase multienzyme complex. The coding region runs from base 1 to 1983 and encodes 660 amino acids.